Molecule: messenger RNA, 1045 nt
Organism: Dendroctonus ponderosae (mountain pine beetle)
Lineage: Eukaryota; Metazoa; Arthropoda; Insecta; Coleoptera; Curculionidae
Gene: Prosalpha5
Product: proteasome subunit alpha type-5
Exons: 5
Coding region: 147-920 (257 amino acids)
Biological process (GO): proteasome-mediated ubiquitin-dependent protein catabolic process
Cellular component (GO): nucleus; proteasome core complex; proteasome core complex, alpha-subunit complex
Source: RefSeq, a predicted model, not a curated record
CAAACGUCAAACGAUUCUGUUUGUCACUGUCAGAUAGCGGCUUGUUUUGGUUUUGAAUGAUUGGCAACUAAUUCUCCUUAACACAUUUUGUGAAGAUUUUUAGCCCUUUAAGUGGAUUCUUUGCACGGAUUCUUCAAUUAUUAACAAUGUUUCUUACAAGAAGUGAAUACGACCGUGGUGUAAACACGUUCUCCCCUGAGGGCCGUCUGUUUCAAGUCGAAUAUGCCAUCGAGGCGAUUAAACUGGGGUCCACAGCUAUUGGCAUCAGUACUAAUCAAGGGGUGGUACUGGCUGUUGAAAAAAGAAUCACAUCGAAUUUAAUGGAACCCACCACUAUUGAGAAGAUUGUGGAGGUUGAUAAGCAUAUUGGCUGCGCAGUUUCGGGGCUAAUAGCUGAUUCUAGGACCAUGAUCGAACGGGCUCGUAUGGAAUGCCAGAAUCAUUGGUUUGUUUACAACGAAAACAUGAGCGUAGAAUCGUGCGCUCAGGCAGUUUCAAACCUGGCCAUCCAAUUUGGGGACUCUGAUGAUGACGGGGCUGCCAUGUCGAGGCCUUUUGGGGUAGCAAUUCUCUUUGCGGGCAUUGAUGAAAAAGGCCCCCAACUUUACCACAUGGACCCUUCCGGCACUUUUGUUCAGUUCGAUGCGAAAGCCAUCGGGUCCGGCUCGGAAGGGGCUCAGCAGAGCUUGCAAGAGGUUUAUCAUCGUAGCAUGACAUUGGACGAAGCCACAACCUCAGCUCUGACUAUUCUAAAGCAGGUGAUGGAGGAAAAAUUGAAUUCCUCCAAUGUCGAAGUCAUGACAAUGACCCCCGAUAAAAUGUUCCAAAUGUUUAGCAAGGAACAGGUAGAAGAGGUAAUUCAAGGAAUAUUCCAUGUAGAGCAUCCUUUGUCCUUAAAUACCACCGGACAGAAAGUUUAAUCCAUCUAACCCCAACCCUGCCGCAUAAUUCAAAGAUUAACCACGUGUGUGUUUAACAUGCUUUUGCUUUUCAUUUGCACUAUUUUCAACUAUAGUUUAUUUCAAAAUAUAUGGCUUUCAUUUUG